Molecule: messenger RNA, 738 nt
Organism: Rotaria sp. Silwood2
Lineage: Eukaryota; Metazoa; Rotifera; Eurotatoria; Philodinida; Philodinidae
Source: the annotation of a GenBank genome assembly
AUGAUUGAUAUUUUAAAUGAUACUAUCAAUCAAUAUCCAUCAUUGACAGUCGAUGGAUCUUAUUGUAAACUUUAUGAAUUAAGAUUAAAAGAUUUAGUAGCUUACAAUCGAUAUCGUAGAGAACAAGAAGUUCAAUUUGUUCGUGAAAAAUUAAUUGAAGAUCAAUCAAUUGAUAAUUGUUUAUCUGAACAACAAUUACGUAAAGAAUUUAUAAAUCAAAGACAAGAACGAACAAAACUUCAAUCGCAAGAAAUUUUACCAAAUAAUUACAAAAAACGACCUAUUUAUAUUCCAGUAAAAACAAAACAAACUAUUACAUUAAGUAUUACAUCAAAUAAUGUUCCAACAAUAACAGAACCUCGAUCAAAGUGUACUGUAAAAACCAAACUACCUCCAAUACCAAGAAAACGUGAACGUAUAACAAGUGCACCAACAUCUUGUCCAAAAAAUAUAAAUAAACGUAAAAUAAUUCCAACAAUUACAAUUGAUUAUGCAGAUGAAACUUUAUCAAAAGCUAAUAAUCAUUCAUUUACACAAGUGACAUCAUCAUCACAAAAUUAUCAUAAUAAAAGGCAUAACCACGCUCGACAAUCUACACUUGAGACAAUAAUGGGACAUCUUGAUUCUUAUAAAUCAGUUAAUUUUUCUAAGGGAUCUAUUUAUCAAGAUAUUGAACAUAAAUUUUCAUCGAGUAUUGCACCAGAUGUCUAUGAAAAUUUUGAACGUAUUCUUUUUUAG